UGAAUUGAAGGAGCCUCGAAAACCCUAACUCGAUAAUACGACUUACAGGCUCAGACUGAGCUUAUCAUGAGCAUAAAGUAGGAAACUUUUUUGUUCGCUCAAAAACACGAGAGAAAAGAUCUCCUAAACUCCACUGAUAAGAGCUGACCAAAGCUUCAGAAGUGCUCUCGCGCUGAGUCAUCUCGGGCUCUCUGGAGGACAGCGACCGCUCCGCUCUCACGCCUGCUCCAAAAGCGCACUUCAAAGCUACUGUUGGCGCAACGCUCGCUGCUGCCACCACCGACGGUAGGACCAUCUCGAUGGGGCGCUCCGAAGGUUGCCAUCGUCGCAGCUGCUCCAAAAUGUCAGUUGAUCGUUGAAGACCGUCGGGUUCGGAAGUGUUUUUGCGGUGAAUGGUAUUCAAAAGUCUUCUUCUGUGGCGUUCAAAGUGAACGGAGAAAACCAAAAAAAAAAACCGCGCGCGCGCAAACGGAUUUUUGGAAAGUGUGCACCCUGAGCCGCGGGUGAGCCACGGAAUUCCUCGGACUCUCGGCAGCCCUGUGCAGGCGGCUUGCCGUUGCGUGUGUGUACGAUCAGCUCCUUCCCCCAAGCCAGCUGAUGCUGCGCAGGCAGCAGUGGAUGUGGUGUCUCGACCGCUGCUGUGUGGAGGAGAAAGACCAGUGAAAUCGUGGAGAUUUUUCUUGUAUCUUAUCGUUUCCCAUGCGCGUGAUUCAGUGAUUUCUCGAGGGAAAGGUGAAAAUUUUAUUUUUGCACGGCUUCGGUUGCAUUGAGUGGAAGUGAUUUUAACAGAUUAUGAUGUGAUAUUGUGGUUCCGGAAGUGCUGAAAGCAGUGAUAACACAUACGUUCAAAGUGAAGCUCCAGAACAUCUUGAACCGGUACACACUCUCUCUCCAAGGGGAAGCGAAAAAACGGAAAAUAAGGCAAAAGCGAGAGUCUUUCGAGCGGCAAAAGAAAGAAAAAAUAUUAAGUCGGGAAUAAUUGCAAGGUUUUGGUCGGGUGCAGCCCAGCGUGACCAAACGUUCGCGGCGCAACGCGAUCUCGGUCGAGGAACAAAAAUACUACAUUCGGGUUGGGGUUAAGCGCAACCAAAGGCAGUUGAGUGAGAAUCGUGUAGAACUUGCUGAGUGGUUGACUUAUAGGCAAGCAAAAAAAAGGGAUCGGUCCCCAACGUGAGCGCAGAAAAGGCAAGGCCAGAUCAGCACUAGGCAGCACUCCAGAUUGGAAAGGGAAAAAAGAAUCGAGCUGAGUGUGAAAAAAAUACAACGCGGGCAAACCCAUCCACAGACGACUCCUGGAGAUGAGAUCCCAAGCGGGACACAGUUAGAGGCUGAAGUAACCGCAGCGGCGCAGAGCAAAGUAGGUCAAACGCGCGGCAAACGGCGAACGGAGUGCCGUUCGUUCUCUCAUUUGCUUUGCUCUUCGAUCACAGAGUCAUGACACUAUCGAACGAUAUCGGUGGAGGUGGAGGCGGUGGAGGCGGUGGCGUCGGUGGUAACGGAAGAUCGAACGGCAGCAGCCAUCAUCAUCAUCAUCAUCACCAUCGCAGCGGUAGCAGCGGCAACAAUCACAGCAGCAAUAAUAGUAACAACAACAAUAUAGUUGUUGGACGACGGAUGAGUGUUGGAAACAAUAGUAAUAUUAUUCACAACAAUAACAAUAAUAACCACAACCACAACAACAGUAGCUCGAACAUCAAUGGAUACAAUCACAACAAUAGCCCACCGAUGGGCGGCGAUAAGGAUUGGGACUUUAAGGUCUUUAAGAGGUUCUCGCCAAGUUUUUUCCGCAAGAAAAGUACAAAGUAUCCCGAAUCGGACGAUUUCGACUCGCUGCCACCGCCACCCCCGCCGGAGGACGAUUCGUCCUACUUCGACGAACACCCGCCACCUAACCAUCAUCUGCACCAUCACGCCCACAUGAACCAUCUGAACACGCUGGACACCGGGACCCGCGUGGACACCACCCCGGAAAAAGUUCGCAAACAUCGGUCCAACUCGGACAUCAGCCAAUCGAAGCAUCACAAUCACAGGAGCAAUGGCGGCGGUGGCGGAUUGCAUCACAAAUCAUCCAACGGACAUCAGCACCAUCACCACCAUCAUCACCAUCGGCACUCGAAGAGCAGUCGGGCGGAUUCGGUGCUGUCGAGCGAUUCGGACAUUCGAUUCACCCGGAGGAAGCUCGGGGAUAAUCAGAAGUGCGGCUGUGCGCUGAUUGCGGGCUUUCUGUUGAUACUGCUGUUCGCCGGGGUCAUCGUCUAUGUUGGGUACACCUACCUGCGGCCCGAGCCUCUACCAGAUCGGAUAUUCCGUGGCCGGUUACGUGUGGUCGAGGGUGACAACUGGACCUCGGAGCUGGCGGAUCAGAACACACCGUGGUUCCAACAGCGAGCACGAGACUACCGGGAACGAAUCAAUCUGAUCAUGCGACGGUCCGAUCUGCGGGAACCGUACGAAGGGAGCGAAAUUCUCGCACUGGAUGGCAACGAAGGCGAACCCUUGACGCUUCACUUUGCGAUGUAUUUCGAUCCGUAUGCUGAGCUUGUGUCCACCGCCGAUUUGCACUCGAUUCUGAUGGAGGAGAUUACUUCCGAUCAUCCAAGGUACUUCCGUAACCUGACCAUCGAUCCGUCGAGCUUGAUCAUCAAGGAGGUUCUCGGCCAGUUUGACGACAUCCCGGGAACUUCCUCAUCGCCGUUGGGCGGGAAGGAUGAUAUUGUCAGCGAGAUAGUCACCACCGUUCGACCACUCCGCAAGUGUGAACCCCUGCGACUCAACUACUGCCGCUCGGUUGGCUACAACGUGACGACCUACCCGAACUUCUUCGGGCACAACUCGCUCGAGGAUGUCGAAGCCGACCUGAUCUCGUUCCGGGAGCUAGUGGACGCGGAGUGCUUCCGUCAGGCGUUCGAUUUCAUCUGUCGACUCCUGCAGCCUCCGUGUGAGUUCCGAAGAAUCGAAGAGCCCACCCCCGGGAAGGUUUGCCGACAGUACUGCCAGGCGUUCUGGGCUGGCUGUGGUGACCGACUGCCGGAGCGUUUCCGGAAGCACAUGGAUUGCGAGCGAUUUCCAGAAUCAACGGGAAUUCAGUCGUGCCACAGCCGUCCCGGCUGUUCGGGGGAACUCCAAUCGAAUGCACUCUCCUCCCGGCUUUGCGAUGGGGUUGCUGACUGUCCGGAUUUGUCCGACGAAAACAGUUGCACGUUUUGUGCGUACGGAGCAAUCUACUGUGGCCGGGGGCGCGUCUGCUACCCGAAAAAUGCUCGCUGCGAUGGGAAAUUGGAUUGUCCGGAUGGUAGCGAUGAGAAGGAUUGCCUUUCCAUCUCCCCACAAGUUUCGUAUCUGACGUUCCCGUCGCCUAUUGUGCCCUACCGACCACGCUUCUACUCCGAAGGCUACGCAGUCUUCUCGGAGAAGGGAACCACCGGCAAGCUGUGCUCCGUCGGGAUGGAAAGCAACGAGUACGUGCGCACAACGGUAGCGGAAUCGCUCUGCAAGGCACUUGGAUUCGAACGGGUCGACUAUUCGGAGAUACGCAACGACACCGAACCGAACACCAGUUACGUGCGGGUGUUGGAUCCAAGGGCGUCGGAAAUCUCCUUCGUAAGGACUACCUGUCAGAGCAAACAGUCGUUGUAUGUUGGCUGUGGGCAGCUGGAGUGCGGCGUUCAAUCGGCUCUUCCGAGCAAUCCGAAUGUGGGUCUGCCUAAGAUGGCCUCUCCGGGGGACUGGCCAUGGUUGGCAGCUCUGUUCCGAGCGGAUACUCACGUCUGUGAUGGAACGCUGGUUUCUUCCGAUUGGAUCCUAACAACGGAGUCCUGCUUCCAGGGUCAAACGAAAGCCACGUGGAUGGCAAUUUUUGGAGCGGUCCGUCUCUCCUCGAGCGCCCCCUGGACGCAGCGGCGAAGAAUUAUUGGCAUGGUGAAAUCCCCGGUUGAGGGCAGCACCGCUGCCCUGAUUCGUCUUGAGAAUCCCGUUGUCUUCUCCGAUUUCGUUCGGCCGAUAUGUUUGCCGGACAUUCCACUGAAAGAAACCAUCGACCGUGCCGACAACAACAACGUCACACCAACUCCCCACGCAGAGCGGUUCUCCAAGAGUCGCCCCCGAAAGCCCCUCAAGGAGUACCGACAGUACUUCGAAACACCCGGCAACGAUGACGGCAGCGGCGGCGGCACGUCAUCCGAUGAGCUCGUGGAACUAACCGAAACGUCCCGCUACUCAAUCAACGAGUUUGCGGCGGACUUCACCGACGAGGGCGCGCAGAUCCCCAAGGCGGAGGCUAUCGGCGUCGUGAAGAAUCCCUACCCACUGCCGGAGAAUUCGCCCCAGACCAACAACUACAUUACCCCGCAGAACUACAUCGCCAGCUUUCAGCCGCCCAAGCCGAAGCCAACCGUUUGGACCAACUGCAACACGCUGGGCUGGAGCCGCCAGCGGGACCAUCUGCAGCGGGUGCAACUCAAGAUCAGUGAUAUGAAGCCUUGCGAGAACGUUUCGAUAGCCACCGUCAACAGUCUCUGCACGGAGGCGGCCUACCACAAGCAGGACUGCAGCGAGGAAGAGUUCGCAGGCAGUCCGGUCGUUUGUCUGCUUCCGACCGAGCGCAAGUGGGCCCUGGUUGGGGUCGCCUCGUGGCGAAUAGCGUGCGCCCCGAACGGAGUGGAACGACCCCGGAUGUACGAUAAAAUCACGUCCAACACGCAGUGGAUCCGGGAGACGAUUGCCGCUACGGUGUAGCAAAAUGGAAAAAAAGUGUAGCUUGACCACUUUGGCAGCAGUGAUCAAAUUAUGUGCAAAUAUUAAGCUUAGUGCGAGCGUGCGUGCGAGUGUGUGUGUAUUGAAGAAGGAUGAAUGAACGAGUGCGAGAAGGAAGCUGAAACGAGAGAGAGGAAAAAACGAGAGCGCGUCCCAAAGGAUAUAAAAAUGAUACCCAUUAAUGCCAUUUGUUUACCUUGAGAUCUAAAAGCUAGUUUUACAUCAUAAACGAUGUGGAAAUGUAUGCCUUUUCCAGACUAAAACAAAGCACAACACCCAAACACAUGCUAUGAGAAUGUUUAAUCCUUCCACAAAAAAGGUAACACCUGAAAGUAACACGUCGUUUUUAUGUGUAGUGCAUAUUAGUUAAUUAUUGGACCUGUUUUGAAAUUAUUUUAAUUUUUUGUCAAUUGUUGCAUAACUGUAAUUGCGUAAGUUAACCUUGACAAGCUUAGAACAAUCCAAAUUUAUUGAAUAAAUUUACGU
Molecule: messenger RNA, 5238 nt
Organism: Toxorhynchites rutilus septentrionalis
Lineage: Eukaryota; Metazoa; Arthropoda; Insecta; Diptera; Culicidae
Exons: 9
Coding region: 1435-4734 (1099 amino acids)
Biological process (GO): proteolysis
Molecular function (GO): serine-type endopeptidase activity; protein binding
Source: RefSeq, a predicted model, not a curated record